Messenger RNA from Oreochromis aureus, 4303 nucleotides. Its product is annotated as double-stranded RNA-specific editase B2. Gene Ontology annotation, biological process: adenosine to inosine editing; RNA processing. The transcript has 10 exons. Gene Ontology annotation, molecular function: double-stranded RNA binding; tRNA-specific adenosine deaminase activity; double-stranded RNA adenosine deaminase activity. The coding region runs from base 50 to 2248 and encodes 732 amino acids. The record is from RefSeq and is a predicted model, not a curated record. Lineage: Eukaryota; Metazoa; Chordata; Actinopteri; Cichliformes; Cichlidae. Gene Ontology annotation, cellular component: nucleolus; cytoplasm.
GACACUUAAAAGAAGUGGAGGAUCUAUCGGUUUUGUGAGGAAAGAAAAGAUGAGAGGAUGCAGCAGCACGCCGUCAACCUUCAUAAGCCCCAUAAAACACUGGGAUACUGAAGCAUCAUCAGCUGAGGAUGCAGACAGUUCAAGUACCAGCAGUUUGGAGGUGAAGGAGAAUCAGGAUGAUAAAUGCCAGGUGGAGCGUGACCUCCUUAGAAAGUAUCACCCAUCAACUUUUUGCACAACUUUCCCCAGAAAUGGACAAAGAGCUUUGAAGAGGAAGCAGCCGCUGGUGGACGGAAAAGAGCAGCUGCUCUACCAAAGUCACUCCACCUGUAAAAGAGCAGCUUGGGGUGUGACUCAGAAGAACGCACUGGUGCACCUGAAUGAGCUACGACCAGGCCUGCAGUAUGAUAUCACAUCAAAGACUGGCCCGCUGCACGCGCCGGUAUUUUCUGUAGCCGUGGAGGUAAACGGCUUCCACUUCGAGGGCCGAGGACCAACUAAAAAACAGGCCAAGAUGAGGGCUGCAGAGCAGGCUCUCCAGUCAUUCAUUCAGUUCCCAAACACCUCCCAGGCUCAUGCAUCCAUGGAGAACUUCACCAGCACACCUGUGGACUUCACAGCAGAUAAAGUGGAUAUUCCCAACGGAUUUUUCAAAGAGUUUGAGCCAUCGGUGCUUCGGAACUGUGAUCUACUCCACUCCAACGCAGCAAAAAAGGAGGUCUUCUCCAGCAUUUACAACCACAGAAGACUUGUUCGUCUGACGCUGGACUUGGUGUCCUCUACAAAUCCAAAAAGACGAGCAGUCACCACCUCACUGUUAGAGGACUUCAGCCCAGUAGCACUGCUCAAUGAGCUGCGCCCGGGGCUCAGGUACAUGUGCCUGACUGAGAGAGUUCCUGUCAGGGCGAUGAAGAGUUUCGUUAUGAUGGUCAGGUUGGAGGGGCGGGUGUUUGAAGGGUGUGCUCCCAGUAAAAGACUGGCCAAGGCCAAAGCAGCAGCAGCUGCCCUACAGUCUCUUUACAACAUAAGUCUGGGACCAGAGAGGACCUUCAUGGGCCUGCAGGACAGCAGGGCCAAAAAUCAGCUACCUCAGUUCUUCGCAGAGUCAAUCUUCCACUUGGUGAGAGAGAAAUACACAGCGCUCGCAGACAGCUGUUCCUCUACCUCGCACGCCCGACACAAGGUGCUGGCAGGGAUCGUGAUGACCAGAGGACUCGAUCUUCGAUCAGCCCGGGUUGUGUCUCUGGCCACAGGGACGAAGUGCUUGGACUUGGGUGGUGUGAGCGACUGUGGCUGUACGCUCACCGACUGCCACGCUGAAGUCGUGAGUCGACGGGCGCUGGUUCGAUUCCUGUACAGUCAGCUGGAGCUGCUCCUCUGCAAGCCGGCGAACAGUGAGGAACAAUCGAUCUUUAUACCAAAUAAAAGCUGCGGUGAUGGCUUCCGGCUGCGGGAGGGCGUCCACUUCCACAUGUACGUCAGCUCGUCGCCGUGUGGAGACGCACGACUCAACUGCCCCUACGAGACCACAGCUGCAUAUCCCAGCAGGAGAUUUCGCUGCCACCUCAGGGUGAAGGUAAAGGGAGGUGAGGGGACGCUGCCCAUCACGGCACGGAGAGCCAAUCAGAAAUGGGAUGGCUUAUCGCUGAGUAAACCUCUCGUUACCAUGUCAUGCACAGACAAAUUGGCAAAGUGGAGCGUUGUGGGCCUCCAAGGGGCUCUCCUGUCUCACCUGGUGGAGCCGGUUUACCUCCAGAGCCUAACGGUGGGCACGCUCAGCCACACGGGUCACCUGGGCAGAGCUAUGGCACGCCGCCUCGCGCCCAUCAAACACCUCCCCUUCCCCUACAGACGACAGCAGCUGCUGCUCGGCUGUUUGAGCAGCAGGGACGCCCGGCCAGCAGGGAAGCCUCCCAACAUCAGCGUGAACUGGAGCUGCGGUGAUGGAGGCUGGGAGGAAAUCAGCACCUCCACAGGAAGGAGGAAGGACUCAGGGACGCCAUCGCGGCUCUGCAGGCGCUCGCUGUUUGCCCGCUGGCUGAGGCUGCAGCAGCAGCUAAAGGGCCCUGUAAUCGGGGCAGAACCCACAACAGGGACAUAUUGUGCUUCCAAGAUGUCUGCUCAGUGCUACCAGAGGGCGGUGCAGCAGUUCAGCAGCGCUCUGCAGGGAGGUGGUCUGGGGAUGUGGCUGAGGAAACCGCCAAAACUGGGUCACUUCACUGUCAGUGUGUCAAAAACUGAGUGUUAAAUGGUGAUUAUGGAGGCUGCAGGUUUUCCUUUUGGCACUGCAUCACGAAGAAGUUUCAUUUUAUUUAAAAUAAACUCCGAAAGUGAAAGUGGCCUGAACAGAGACAGCUGGGACAAAGUUAAACAAUUACAGAUUAAUACAAUGUAACAACACUGUUAAAUAACAGACUAACAGUCUAAUUGCGCGAUUUCCUUCUCCUGUUUUGGUCCUGAUGCGUUAUAAUUAAUGCAAACAGAGGGUCAAGAGGGCUUCAGCAGGUCUCUAAUGUGAAUAGCAACUGUACUAAUAGCACCUCUCAAAUCUUUUGUACAAGUAAAGAUAGGCCAGCAUAUCCUCACCUUCCAGAAGUGUCCUAAUAAGGUCUACAGCUCGUGUCGGUCCUUGUGAAAAAUUCAAACCAUAAAUAUAUUGUAACAAACUUUCUUAUCCCAACCUUAACCAACCAGCUGAGCCAGCAACACUGAAAUUUUAGCCGUGAAUCGGAAGCGAGUCCCAACAUUGAGUUUGAAAGGUUUCUCUCCUCACAAGUUUUUUGUCUUUUGUGUUUUUGUUUAUUCUGUUUAGAAAUGUUGUGUUUGAUGUCUCAUUAUUAUUAUGUCUAAUUAUCUUAAUGUAGGCUGAAAAGUGAGUGCUGUAGGCUCAGGAGUGUGAUGGCACACUGCCCCCUCGAGGUAGAUGGUGUGCUUUACAAACUGUAGUCUAGGUUUGAUGAGCAAGAAGUUAAUCUAAUCUAACUUUAAUUUACUUUAAUUACAGAUAUUCCAGAGACUUAUUUUAAUGUGUUUUUGUGUUAAUUUAUAGGAAAAACUAAAUUUUGUUGAAUGUGACAUAAAAGAGAACUUCUUAUGAAAGCCAUCGGUGUUGGAUUCUUUAAAGUUUCCAUUAUUAGACAUCCAGAUUGUCUUCUAUAUUAGUCAACUAUUUUUAUCACUGGAAAUAAAAUUAUUUGUGUUAGUUUGUGUUAUUUUUAUCUAUAAAUGCACAACAAAUUUAAAAUAAAAGCCCCCGUCCUAAAAAGCCCCAAGACAUUGACACAAUAUACACACACAAAUCAGACAGACAGCAAAUGUUCAAACAGCACAAAUGGUUUAUUUUUGUUUCACAAGCGAUUGCUUGUUCCUUGUUACACAGCUAUAAUCCACAAAACUCAGUAACAUAUUUUCCUUCUCUUUUUUUUGGGGGGAGAACUGUGAGCUGUUGUGUUUUUGUUUUACAUCGACCACACGAAACACUGUUUAAACACCAGGAGUCUGACGAGGGUUCAGGAUGGCAGCUUAAUGACGGCCGAUGCUCAGUGAUCGGGUUUUUCUGAUGGCGUGAAAAAUGAAACUUAACGUUCGGUUAAAACUGGUGAGUCGUGAAGGUGAUAACAAAGUGGCUCAGUGUUGGUGGAAAGAGCAGUCGAGUGCAGCGAAAAAGUCAACAAGGACAAAAACACACACACACACACACACACACACACACACACACACACACACACACAAAAAUGUUCUGUUAUUUAAACCAGGGAUGACGACCGGAGGAACAGAUUAGAGCCCCAACUUUAAAGAUAAUGCAGAUAAUGACCACCACUGCAUAUACAUGCGAGAUAAGAAUACAAAGCGUCGGUACUUCAUUUAAUCAGGAUAUCCUAAAGUUAAAUCCAUUUUCAGUCUUUUGUGUGGCGUCACUUACUCCUUAACAUCAGAGCACAGAGCCCUGCACAACAGCCUGAGACCUCUGCUCGUCAUUUUCUCAAUCAGUUUUCAUUUUUUCCUGAUAAAAGUUUGAGAUUUCCUAUCAACCUCCUACUCCCAGCACAUUAUUUAGAUUUCGAUGAUCUCUGAAGUUCUUUGUGUUCUCGUAAGUUUAGCAAAAGUUCUGACAAUAACAACAUAUGCGGUUUAAUACAAAAUAAAUAUGAGUAAUGCUGAUACUGGAAAGAAUCCUGUCUGUGCAAACAAUUUUAAAGAUACCACAAAAAAUGUACUGCCCAUUAAAAAAACAAAAACAAAAAAACCCUCUGCCUGCGUCUUCCCUGGCAUAAAUAACAAAAUGAACUCUUUUUUUUUCCAA